This is a messenger RNA of Magallana angulata, 3562 nucleotides long. RefSeq lists its product as uncharacterized. Gene Ontology annotation, biological process: biological process involved in interspecies interaction between organisms. The coding region runs from base 105 to 1292 and encodes 395 amino acids. The transcript is spliced from 7 exons. The record is from RefSeq and is a predicted model, not a curated record. Gene Ontology annotation, molecular function: carbohydrate binding. Gene Ontology annotation, cellular component: external side of plasma membrane. NCBI's taxonomy places the organism in Eukaryota, Metazoa, Mollusca, Bivalvia, Ostreida, Ostreidae.
UGUUAAAUAGAAAAACUGAUGUAACAUUAUUGUUAGAGGUUUAACUGUGUUUCGUUUAAGAAAGGUGAUAUGAGAAAGUUAAUCUUUUUAACAACGCACAAGAAAUGAAUUCCUGCUACAACUUACUUUUAAUACUUGCUUUUUUCGUUAAAGAAACACCAGGCUGCUUGGAAUGGAUUUCUAAAGGAGAUGGUAGAUACCGGAGACAUUGUUACUGGUUCGAAAGAAGCUCCUAUUUAAUGGGCACCUUUGCAGCAGACGACUAUUGUGCCAGGAUUGCUAAUGGCGGACGCCUCGCGCCGUACAUAGAUUCAUUCCAGUACAAUCACCUGCUUAGUUUACGGCCAGCGGACGCAACAGACACGUUCAUUGGAACUAACGACAUUGCAGUAGAAGACACGUGGGUUAAUUUCGACGGAACAUCUAUUCCCGGGAACGGAUUUCUUUAUACGAUGACGAACUAUCCGGUUUCUCAACCUAACGGAUUAACCAGCCAGAACUGCGCAAUCAUCAAUCCGAGACCUGGAAAUUCGGUCUACACUACUAACCAAACUCAAGACCGUUCCUGUACUUCAUCCUUAUCUACCGACAUGUUGUGUUACAGAGAAGAUUAUACAGGACAGUGUUUGUCAUGGACCUCCACUGCAGACUCACAGUACAGACGUCACUGCUAUUGGCUGACGUCAACACCGCCAGCGGGCGCCACAGACUGGAGAGUGACUGACGCCAUGACCAAGUGUCAGUGCGAGGGGGGACAGCUGGCACCGGUGAUCGACAACGUUCAAUUUUCGUUUCUUACAAACUUUUUGAGCACUAUAUCAAGCACAACAGGCAUGUCAACUGGUGCGUGGUUUGGUGUACAUAACACCAAGGGAACUCCUGCCAACUGGAACGGAAAUCCAUCUAUAGCCUCGUUUGCAUCGCCCCCUCCAGCUGGAGAAUACUGCUUUAUGGUGUCUACCGGAGGAACACAAACAUGGCGACCGUGUAGCUACACUGACAUUACUGUUGUAUAUGGCGCUAUUUGUUACAAGCAAGCACCCGUACCUAAAACUUCCAAUGGGUCUACAAAGUCUGUAGAGGAAAUGAAAAGGGAACUCACUAUAGAUCCAAAGGAAACUAAUGCAUUCAAACUGUCAAAGAUCAGUGUGUACGAGGACCGGCCUACAGCCAAGGGUAUCGGCAUCCUUGGCAUUGCCUUGCUUGGAUCAUUCUUUGCUUUCAUCAUCGUACUGGAUUGUCAACGUUUAGAACAAUUGUGUUCCCGAAAAAUAGACGCAACAAAUAUUUGAGAUGUUUCGAUGGCUAUUCUUCCUACAUACGAAUGUUUUUGAAUGACUAAACCUUUUCCAAAGAAGACUAUUGAAUUAAUGACCAAAAAAUUGUCUUUAAAAUACUAUUCAAUCAGAUCUAUUGUAAAAUUGUGUUUCUUUUAGUGCUCAAUUCGUGGUUCUUUUGUUGUGGUGUAUAGAACACAAUUAAAGGUAUCUUUCUUUUACGGCUUUAUUUAGGUUAAAGCCAUACAUACUUACAUUAUUAACAUACACGUAAUUUUGGUGUAUUUAUGAAUGACAUGUAAAGACGAUCAAUCAAAAACUAUCUAUGUAAUGUGGUCACAGUUUUCGAUCAGGUAUAACUUCACUUAGGUCUCUGAAAUACAAGGUGAAAAAUAAGUAGGAAUGUAUCAUGUCUUCAAAACAAACGUUGAAUAUUUGUAUGUUAUUCUAUAACUUAUUUCGCGUUUCUAACUUUACAUGGACGACGGGGUUUUUUUUUUUGAAAAGUCGAAAAAGGAAGUUAACGUAUUAUUUAAUCCUGAGUUAAAUGCUUCAUGUGAUGUAUAUAAUGAUUUCUGAAAGUCAUCUAGACACAGUUUUACCAGCAGGAAGAAAAUGCCAUUAAGAACAACUUGUUCUUGUAGUCCAUGUUUAAUUAGACCACUCCUAAUGUAUGAUCUGAUACUCACCACAUCAAGGGAAACCAAUUGGAAUCCUCAUAACGUUUAUGAUUCAUAACAGAAAAAGAGCAUUUUGUUCUGGUAUAAAUUUAAAGGGUUUGACAUGGCGGGGAGGUACAUGUAUUUCCAGUGACGUCAUAAUAAGGUUCGGCGCAGUAUGUUUGAAACAUGAAAUUAUCCCCUCAUCAAUUUCUAAUAUGUUUAACGGUGUAACCGUUGGGACGAGCGCAGAAGAAACCACACAUCUGUCAUUAUUGUUAAAUGCAACCCGUGGACUUGCCCUAACCAAAAAACUUUGGCUUUGUCUCGAAAACUUAUACCACUGCAAGGCAACCGAAGUUACAAAACUCUAAUUCCAAUGGUCCAUUCCUAACAAACUGCCACUGAGCAUUAAUUAAAUGUUAAACAGACUAAUUAAAAUAUUUUUAUAAACACAAAGCUGUUUGUUUCUUUUUAUGUAAAUACAAUUAUUUUUUAUCAUUACUUUACCUUUAAAUAAUGAUCAUUAAAAUCAGUAAACAAUAAAUUGUGUGUCUGUGUUAUUUCUCAUUCUAUUGUUAUUAUUAUUCCUUACUGUUACCUGUGCUAAUUAUUUUCCUCUGUGACAUCAAUUUUUUUUUGUACGCUCUAUAAGUGUUGUAGACAUGUGCCCUCACUCACUAUAGUGUAUGAUAUCCAAUAUUUUUGAAAUGUUUGACCACAUAUGCAACUAUAACAAAUACACGUAGAUAUUUUAACAGUUCGAUUGUUUUCCUUUUAUUUAUUCAUUACAAAAUGACGUGGCUGCACGUAGAUCUACAUGUAAUAAUGAUUGGACUUUUCCUUUUUAAUAAUUUUUUGUCACCUACCUAACGUUUGCAUAUAUGAUUGGAUCAAUAUGACAGUAAAUGUAGCAUGGAACUUGCAUGUGUAUUUACUAAGCAAAACAAAUUAUCAAAACAAAACUAAUUAGCCAAAGAGUCACCGUUACCACUGAUACUGAGUACUUCCUACACGUUACAGAUGCUUGAUCCACCUCUAAAUGUAUUGCGGGAAAUUAAAGCGCGAGAUCACUGUGACGUCAUAUUUAACUUUCUUUUGAGCUCGACAGUUUUCGUAAAUUGUCGGACAAAUUCGGGAAAGGAAAUGACGUCAUAUGUCGAUAGGUACAGGUUUUUUUACGUAAGCAUAUGUGUUGUUUACUUUAAUGUUUUUAAAAGGAUUUUUUAUAUUUAAAUGAAUAUGAUGUAUGCGAUUUAGAGGUAAGAAUUUUCCUUAGAAACGCUUCCUGUUCGACCAUGUUGCUAUGUACCGCAAAGGAUCACUGGGAUAGUAGAACUUUUUCACGUGGCCUCAUAAAAAUUUCUUUGAACAAUGUGCAGAUUUCAACUCGAAUUUCCUCCGUUCGUACAAGUUGUCUAUGGAGCUCGCUUCGCGAGCGGCGCUUCGCGCCGACUCGCUGCGCUCGCUAUGAAUUGUAAAUGAAAAUUCAGUGUCUCUGAAAAUUUAAAAUAAAAUCACUUUUAAGUUGGCAAUUACAAUUGAAAAAAAUCAUUUAUCUUAACACUUUUGUAUCUAGUUGUCUGUUCUUGCUGGCAUAUAAGUAGUGGUAUAGCUGAAAGUGCU